AUGAUGCAGAUGUCAGCGGAAGGGAUGCACGAGGUGCAAAACAGUGUUAGCCACCAGGUAUUGUCGGGGAUCGUGAUUCCUGUGCCGACAACGUGCGUGGACGGUCACAGCGGAGCUUUGAACAGACUUGGCAAUUCCUGCGAGGUUUAUUCGCACGAUCCCGAAGCUCCAUGCAGCGUUAUCUGUCUCGACGCUUUAUACGAUGAUAGCGACUUCUCGUCCUCAAUGUGUUGCGUGCGUCCUGAGAGUUGUCCCGUGGAAGAACCAAUAGUUCAUGAGCCAGGAGACUGUGAAGAUUGGUUUACAUUUUCGGCUUCAAACGAAGAUGGUCGGGGGAGAUCGUCUCAUUCGAAUCUCGCUGGCUUGGGCCCAGACUUCCAGGAGCCCCGUGAGCUCCGAUACUAUGGAGUCGGGUGGCUCCAUAAUGGCGAUCACGUCGACAUAAGUUCCAUCAACACAAGCCAGUACAUCCCGAGGAACACGUACUGGAACAAAAUCGUUGGGUCUCAGGCUGUGGUGAAUCUCUUUGUUGGUGAGUUUGCCACUCUCAUUGGGAAGUUCGUGAGAUAUCACACCUUCUGUCCUGAGACCCCAUUCCUGCCCAAGCUCACGUUUUGUCGCAAUGACGAUUAUACAGACGGGGGAAUUUAUAUUUUGAUCAUCGACGUUGUCAGCGCCAUCUACACUGUCGACGGCGACUUCGAUGACGAUCUGGAGUCGUUCGAGUCUACCUCUGCCCACCUCGAAAGCCCAAACCCACUAACCUGA
Molecule: messenger RNA, 768 nt
Organism: Prorocentrum cordatum
Lineage: Eukaryota; Dinophyceae; Prorocentrales; Prorocentraceae
Source: the annotation of a GenBank genome assembly